Thunnus maccoyii (southern bluefin tuna) is the source of this 6400-nucleotide messenger RNA. It is a transcript of the gene dusp7, whose product is annotated as dual specificity phosphatase 7. The coding region runs from base 738 to 1892 and encodes 384 amino acids. Gene Ontology annotation, biological process: protein dephosphorylation; negative regulation of MAPK cascade. Lineage: Eukaryota; Metazoa; Chordata; Actinopteri; Scombriformes; Scombridae. The transcript has 3 exons. The record is from RefSeq and is a predicted model, not a curated record. Gene Ontology annotation, molecular function: protein tyrosine/threonine phosphatase activity; MAP kinase tyrosine/serine/threonine phosphatase activity. Gene Ontology annotation, cellular component: cytosol; cytoplasm.
AAUAAAAUAAAAAUGUCAUUAAAAAAAAAAGACGUUUAAAAACUGAAAGGUGACUGUCAUCUCAUUAAUCGUGAUCAUAUUUUGAUUGGGAGGUUUCCCAGAAGUCACAUGUGUUAUCUGCAUUGAGGACAGUCUAUCAGUGAAUGGGCAGCAGGGCGUGAAAACAGGCUGAGCUGGUGUGAAGCUCUCGCAGCUCUGCACCUUUAAAUCUCUCCGCUCCUCCCUCUCCUCACUGAGGAGGCAGAACCUCUUUUAAUGCAUCCAGUGGAAAUGACAAACCAGAGGCGCUCCACGGGGCCAGCAUGUAAUAACAAUAAUCAUGGGCUUUAGCGACAGCAACUCAUCCGAAACUCACAUCCUGAGACGCUAAAACGAGGCAUCUCUGGGCCGGUCUGUCGCUCCGCGGACGCCAAAUGGACGUCGAUGGACUGGAAUGAAACCUCCACUUCUGCCGGACUGAAGCUGGAGGAAGGAGGGAGAGAAACCUCUGCAUGUUUAAGUUUCCUGCUCCGACCACAGGGGCAUCGCUGCGUGCGUGUUGGAUGUGUGUGUGGAAGUGUGUGUUGGGUGCGUGUGUGCGCGCAGCGGCAGCAGCAGCAGCGGCGGCGGCGGCGGUGGUGGAGGUGGUGGCGGCGGCCGCGGGAAGGGAAGUUUAGCGCCGUGAUUUUUCUUUUCCUCUGUUCCGUUGUGUUGUUUUUCAUGUCGCACCAGGGGACCGGCGGAUUAACGUUUCCCUGAUGAAAAUUAACCAUCUGUGGAGAGGCUCUGUGAUCGUGACUAUGAUGAUGAUAUCGAGUAAGAGCGUGGAGUGGCUGCAGGAGGAGCUGGAGUCCGGGGCCACCUCUCUGCUGCUGCUGGACUGUAGACCCCAUGAGCUGUACGAGUCCUCGCACAUCGAGUCGGCCAUCAACCUGGCCAUCCCGGGCCUCAUGCUCCGCAGGCUGAAGAAGGGGAACCUGCCGAUCCGCUCCAUCAUCCCCAACAACGAGGACAAGGAGAAAUUUGUCAAGCGGUGCAAGACGGACGUGGUUGUGCUGUACGACGAGGCGACCUCGGAGCGGCAGGAGUCCGGGCUGGGGAGCUCCGUGCUGGGGCUGCUCCUGCAGAAGCUGCGGGACGACGGGUGCAAGGCUUUCUAUCUGGAGGGGGGCUUCAACAAGUUCCAGUCGGAGUACCCUGAGCACUGCGAGACCAAUUUGGACUGCUCCUGUCCCAGCAGCUCCCCGCCAGCCUCUGUCCUCGGUCUGGGAGGCCUCCGCAUCAGCUCCGACUGCUCAGACGGGGAAUCUGACCGCGAGCCGGGGAGCGCCACUGAGUCAGAGGGCAGCCCGCUACCAAACAACCAGCCAGCGUUCCCCGUCCAGAUCCUGCCGUACCUUUACCUGGGCUGUGCCAAAGACUCCGCCAACCUGGAUGUGCUCAGCAAGUACAACAUCAAGUACAUCCUCAACGUGACGCCCAACCUGCCCAACAUGUUCGAACACGAAGGCGACUUCAAGUACAAACAGAUCCCCAUCUCCGAUCACUGGAGCCAGAAUCUCUCUCAGUUUUUUCCUGAGGCCAUUUCAUUCAUUGACGAGGCCCGCUCGAAAAAGUGUGGCAUCCUGGUCCACUGCCUGGCCGGGAUCAGUCGCUCGGUGACCGUCACCGUGGCCUACCUGAUGCAGAAGCUCAACCUGUCGCUCAACGACGCCUACGACUUUGUCAAGCGGAAAAAGUCGAACAUUUCCCCAAACUUCAACUUCAUGGGCCAGCUCCUGGACUUUGAGCGGACGCUGGGCCUCAACAGCCCCUGCGACAACCACGCGUCCUCCCCGACACACGACCAGCUCUUCUUCACCACGCCGACCAAUCACAAUGUGUUUCAACUGGACACGCUGGAGUCCACAUGAAAAUUAAGGGAAAGGGGAGACUGUCCCAUCCAAAGGGUCGAAGUGGUGUUGUUACCAUGGUAACAAGUGGCUGCACUGGAGGGAAGCAGCCAGUUUUAAUGAAUGUUUUAGCCUCCAGAGGCUCGUUGUCUGAGAGCCUGGCCACGGAGCAGCUUUGAAGGGAGAGGGGAGGUCACAGAUAAAGGGAAUGGGGGAGUUUUUUUAACCGAGAGGGAACACUGACGGGUGGGUUUACGACGGCGUCCUCCUCGGAGUUCAUUGAAAUCGAGGAAAAAGCUCAACUUGUCUUGUAACGAGAAGCCAAGGAGACUUAACUGACUGAGAAACUGGGCGAAGUUCCGCCGCAGGACAGACAGCUUUAUACAAAGAUGGGAACACGGAAAAUCUACCGUGCUCGACUCAUGAGACGACAUCAUCCUCUCUGUCUUUCUGUCUCGGCUCUCGAGCUGAGCUGACUGGUGCCAAGUGGAGAAUCUGGGAUUUACUCGUAGGAAAUCUCACUCUACUGAAUGUAGAGUUUUUAAAAACCAAGGAAUUAACACACACACGCACACACACACAUAAACAAAGUAUGUAUGUUUGUACUGUAUGUACUGUAUGUAUGUUAACGUACAUAGCAGAAAAUGUAUGGGCAGUCCUUAACAAAUUCAGUAUGUCUAUAUGCAUUUUUGUAUAUUUUUGUGUACAUUUACGCACAAAUCUAUACCUUAUAUAAAUAUAUACACAUAGAAAUCUUAUCUUUGUCCAAAAACAAAGUAAUCCAAUCCAAUAAUGGCUUAAGAGAUUGUAAAACUAAAGAAAGGGAAUGAGUGUGGUGACGCCAACAAAGAGGAACGUUGUUGUGAUAUUCCUAGUUGUCUUUUUUUUUUUUUUUUUUAGUUUAGUCUUUCUUUUAGGUUCGUAAUGACCUAAUGCAGUUUGCACAGUGAUGUAGCCAUUGACUUGUUGGCACUCGGAGCCGGUGCUGGAAGCAGGCAGAUAAAGAGACAUUCAGAGAAGAUGAGCGGAGAGGAGAGGCCAGUCCCAGGCUGCGACGAGUCCUGACAGCUGCACGGUGAAACGGGGAGGGAGCAGGAGCAGGAGCAGGAACUGGGCCCCGAGCAAAGGACGAGGUUCAGGGGUUCGGAUUGGGUCAGGAGGGAGACAGCCUGCGGAGCAGGACAAGGAAUUAGCAGUAGAAGUGUGGCUGAAGAUACUACAGUAGAUUUGACAUUUGACCAACUGUUUGCAAGACUGCAGUUCCCGGUUCCUACUUCCUUCCCCAUAUGAUUCAUCAAGUUGCCUAACGAGAAGUACCAGUUGUUCCAACAGCUGUUUGAUUAUUUUAGUCGUUUGUUGCAAAUCAACUUGGUUAUUGGUUUUUUCAUCACAGCAUAGUGAGGUUUGCCAAACUGGUUCAUAAUGGCUCUGACUUUUGUACUUUGAGGCAGAGGCAUGAAAGGUUAGGGUUAGCGUUGGGGAUACCAAGACACCUUUUUGGGCAGCUUAUCUUAGCAACCUUGUGGCAAAGAAGUGCCUCAACACUCUUGUAUUACCCACAUUGCAAACUUCUUUUUGCCCAAGAGGAAGUUGUUCAAUUGUGUCACAUCUUAGGUUCCUUUAAGGACCCAGUUAGAAAUUUGCCAAAAAAAAAAGGACUCUGGACAGGACCAGGUGUCAGGGCUGAGAUUGUAACCUGGUCUCAGUGUUGGCAUCGCAGUGUUGUGGACUGGGACUGACCUCAGAUACAGACUGCACUUACUUACUUCAAUAGCUUCGUGUCCCUUAACUGCAUUUGGAGAAAACGGAGGGAAGGUCUCUCUGCGAAGGGGAUCAGCCAUUUCAUCAAAGAAAAUUGUCUGAGUUGAUUCACCCUUAAAGCCUUGGGUAUAUUAUAUGAAAGAAAUAUUAAACACAAAUGGAUAUAAAUAUAUAUUAUAGAGCUAAUAGUAAACAGAUCUAUAUUAUUUUGUAUACCUGAGCAUGCUGUGGUACUGUAUGCUCUCUAACAGCAGACUUAACCAUGGGUUGGAUGUUGCUUUACCAGGUGGGAAGACGAGCGAUGAGGUCCGUUUUUUUAACUGCUGUUGCUGCUGAACACAGCGGUACACAGCGUGUGGUCAAUGAGUUUUCUGGGACCCUGUUCACAUCAGGAGCACUUCAAAGGCAUUUUGAAAAUGAUUGGAAUAGUAUGUAGAAAAAAAACAAAUCAGAAAAUCCAUGGAGAAAUUUUCUUUUUAAAUCCAUGAAAAAAUAUGUUAAAAUUCCGUUCUGCUGUCCUUUUAGUGUCCGUUUCCUCUUAUGGGUGAAACAACACUGCAGCACAUGGACUUAUGGCAGCAUCUAUAGAUGCACUGAGCCUCAUGCAAGAACAUUUUAUCUUUACUUUUUUGCUCUUACUUUUUUCUGGAAGGUUUGCUCGUACGAGUGUUCAAAGUCAAAGUCAACAAACUCACUUGUUUCAAUUUCAUAAAUACAUCUGUUCAUGAUUUGGUGCACACUUGUGGGAUGUGAUCAUUAGCAUUAUCGAUGCCUCAAAAACAGCUUUGUAAGGCUUUGUAUGUGUUCUGCUCCAUUUACUGGCAAAUUUCAUUCACAAAAAAAAAAGAUUAAAAAGCAGAACUUCACAUUGCAGAGCCUGAAAUUGAAAAGACAAAAACAACUAAUUUAGCAGUGUCAGUAGUGCUAUUAGUGUACCCAAAAAAAAAUACAAAAUACCAAGUAGGCUGUUACACUGUCACAGCAGACAAAAAUAAAAAAGGGAACAGUUUGAUUUGAAGUUAGAUGCUAAAAAAACAUCUUGCUAAAGCAAAGUGAUCACUGAUUUUUAAAGGUGAGAGCAGAAUAUUGAUUAAGUUUAAUUUUAUUUAUUUUGGUUGAUGUCAUAUUUACAUAUUUAAAUUAUAAUUCUUAAGUAUAGCACCAUUUGUACAUGACUUGUACAACAUCUGAGCCGAUCAUCAAUUUUGUUCAUAUUUAAGAAAAAAAUUCUAAAUAUGAGAAAAUUGGUAAAUCUGCUCUUAAAUCACUUGUACGUGUCAUAUGAGAAGUAAUCUGUUCCUAAAAGUGGUUCUUGCAUGAGGCUCAAUUGUCACAGCAAACUACAGAAGUGUGUUUUUAAAGUGGUGAUGUGGACAGGGUCUAAACAGAAACAAAGAACUGGGUUUCAGAGGGGACAGCAGUUGAAUCUGAACAGGGUUGGUUUUAGCUGGCCUUAUAUAAUCUUUCUAACUUGUUUCUAAUGCUGACUGUUCAAUACUCUUUGUAUCUCACUUUAGAAAAACAUUGUGUAAAAAAAAAAAAAAAAAGAUGAAACGUUUGUUAUCUGUUAUUUGAAUCAGAACACGGUAAUUAUAGACGGCGAGCUGUCUUCUACCGUAACGGGUCACACAAGGUCCUCUUUGUUACUCUGCAAUAUAUCAGAACACCUUUUUUGCAGUAUUUUGUAGAUCCAAGACCUCAACAUUUUUAAAUUCUUCUUCUUUUGUACUAUAUCUAUUCUAUAUAAUUAUACAAGAUCCAGCUCCAUAUGGCUUGUGGACUGAAGUAACAUUUCACCUGGGGUCUCCAAAAUGUAGGGCCGGUGAGCCCAGUAACAACACACACACAUACAUACAUACUCACACACAUACAGCCAGAGCUGUGUUUCAGCAUGCCAGUUAUGUUUCACAAUAGAUGAUUACACCACCCGGCUUAAAUAAUGACAAGGUCUUUUUCCGUCUUGUUUUGAUAUAAUGUGCUCUAUGCUAUUCCUGUGGCCUUUCAAUAUGAAUAUAUAUCUGAGUAUAUAUAUGUUAUGAAUUUAUAUGCAAAAGUUCCUCUCCUAUUAUAGCAUCAGAGAUGAAAAUAAUACUACCAUGCUUGAAUGGACUUCCCUUAUCUGGAGUCAUAUCCCAUCUACAAUAAGGAAAAUGUUGAGGACUUGAUCACUUGCACCCAAGGAUUGAAAUAUAUUUCAGUACGGAGCUUUUCUAUUUAAAAAGAAUAUGGUUGAUUUCAAGCUGCUUUCUUGUGUUUUUUGUGUCUUUGUAACAAUGAAAGAGAAAUCAAGUCUUUUUCUCUGUUUGUAAAUUUGCCAGACCACGGGAACGGCCGUUUCUGUGUCCUUAAACUUGUAGCUACAUAUUGGUAAGAAUGUGCUCGAGAGUGAAAAACGUGAAUGAGCAAAAGAGGAGUGGAAGAGGAGUGGUUGGCGGUGUCAAAAACAAAGUGAAAGAAAAAGUGAAUGAUUUAAAAAAAAAAAUUGUUACCUCAGUGAGGAAUUUUUCAGGGAUUUUUUUGACAAUGCAUCUUGCAUCGUGUUACAGCUUCAAACACACGUUGAAUAGCUGUUUUGUAUUGUGCUGUAAACAGUUUUUAAAAAAAGAUGCAAUCUGUCUGUGUAUAAAACGGGGGCAUGUUAACCGGGGCAGUUUCACCUUUCUGUCUACUGAAGGAAACACGAUUGACCCUAUGUAUUGUACAGUAUAUGGAAACAACACAAGACAUGUUUAUACCGCAAAUAAAUAUUGAAAUAUUUUUUUCUUUAA